UGGCUACAUGCUAGAGUCACUAGACGAGAAGACUUGCGUCCCUCUCCCCGUCCUCAAUGAAUGCAAUGAACUCCCAGACAACAGGUCUGAAAUCCCAACACCCAGUGCAGCUUUGCAUUACCCUCACUUGAGAUUCAUAGCCAGUGAGAUUACCCCUUAGACUCCUGUGCCCAGAUACUGCUGUUGCUAGGGAGAGAUAUUUUGAGUAUACACAAGAUCAGAAAACAGAUCAACGGCCCUGACAAUGCCCCAUUCGCUCAAAAGCUAGACCUAGGCUGGGUGGUGAUCGGUGAUGUGUACCUCGGCACAGCGCACCGCCCCUCCUCAGUCACUUCCCUCAAAACAUGUGUCUUGGGAGACGGCUACCUCACAUCCUGCUCCAGCCACCUGUGUGUGAAAGACCCUCCACACAGCCACUCAGUCCUUCAUGAUCCUCCAUCUCAGCAAGCCGCUGUCCACACUGCUCCUCUGCUGCACGGGCAAGACCUGGAAUCCUCCGUCUUCCACUGCACCGACAAAGACUACCAACCUGCUCCGUCCAUCGAUGACUUCAACUUCCUGAAGAUCAUGGAUACUGAGGCUGGCGGUGCAAUGCAGUACAUAUGCAAAUGUACAUGCUGGAGGGAGCAUCGAGGUGGAACAUGGGCCGGGCCAAGGAGGCAGUAGCUGUGGAGGGGGCCUCAACCCUCAGAACCUUAGAUGUCCGGUUGAUGUCUCACCUCAACAACAUGAGCCAACGGGUCCAUGGUUGUGCUCUGGUUCCAGAGUUCACCCCACCUGGGAAACCUACUGGGGAGCGCAUUGCUGUGGAGUAUCUGUUGGCCCAGACCAACAGAGGUGACCUGCUUGCUUCAAAGCAGGUGCCUGAAAUCCUCUCACAGGUGCUUGAGGAGGACGAGGAUGAGCCAGAUACCACAUGUGCAUGCCAGAUGAUCUUGGGGCUGUUGAGCCUGAGGCUGCUCUCUCUCUCCAAUCAGCUGAGCUUGGGGCUGGUGAUCCAGAUCCUCCAAGUGCUGUGGAAGACCAGGUGUUGUUGGAGGGUGACACUGAACCGGGACCUCUUGUCACAGAGACCAGCCAAUGUGACUCAAGAGGCGUUGUGGGAUGGGAGGCAGUUGAUGCACUAGCAGCCUACCUAGUUGACUUGAACCGCACAAUCACCGCUUUGUCAGUCAAGGAGGACGCGGACAUAGUCCACCUGUAUACAGCUCUCCAUGCCAUGGACAAGGCAACUUCAAGGUACGCCCAGAAGGCUAAGAAGAAGGGACGGACGUGCAUCAGGAGGACCAUGGAGAGCACCCAGGAAGCCAAGUGGCUCUGCUCCUGGACAGCAGGCAGCAGAGAGACUAUACAUGACUCACAGCCAAGCAGCCCAGGACCCUGAAGUACACAGGGUCAGUGAGUGUGUUUGCCUCAGACUGGCCAAAGAGUUUGAGCAAGCACGCAACAGGCCAAAGGACACAAAGGGAAAAACCAUGCCCAUCCCUCAGUCCAACAGCUGCUGGAGGACAGCAGGGUUGUCCUGGACCAGACCCACUUGGUUCUGGUGCAGAUUAACAACACCACUGGUCCUUCACGGCUACUUAGGAGGGAUAAGCGGAAGGACAGGGACAUGCUGCUGCAAGGCACCUUGCUCUGGCAGCAAACAGGCCUGUGUCGUAUCCGCCAUUUCUACCUCCCCUGUUCCCUCCACAAUUUGGGCCAGCUCCUCCGUUCCUGCAAGCUCCUCCGUUCCUGCAAGCUCCUCUAUUCCUGCAAGCUCCAUCAUUCCAGCAAGCUCCUCCAUUCCUGCAAACUCCUUACCAGCAAACGCCUCCAUUCCUGCAAACUACUCACCAGCAAGCUCCUCCAUUCCUGCAAACUCCUUACCAGCAAACUCCUCCAUUCCUGCAAACUCCUCCUGACCAGCAAGCAUCCCUUCCACCUCAGCCAAGGCAGCGUGCCUGGAGACAGCAUAAAGCUGCCCAGGAAGAUGAGGAGCUAGUGGCUAGUGGAAAACCACCACGGAAAAGGCUGACAAAGGAGGAGUAUCAUUACACCUGCAAGGAAUGUGGCCAGGAAAAAAAUAAAAGGACUGGACACACCCAGCUGAAGGGGCGGUGGUACUGUCCAGCCUUAGGACUGAUCCUGGAUCAGUGGAAAACCAGUUUGUAACAUUUUGUAAUAUUGUAAUAUCUGUAUUUAUUGUAUUGUAAUAUUUAGUUACGUUGUUACAUUACCAGCUGCUCUCUCUCUGUCUAUUUGUCUGUCUGUCUCUCUCUCUGUCUAUUUGUCUGUCUGUCUAUCUCUCUCUCUGUCUAUUUGUCUGUCUAUCUCUCUUCCUGUCUGUCUGUAGAUGGUUUCUAAAAUAUUGUUACAAUGUUAUAAUAAAGUUUGAUCAUUUUA
Messenger RNA from Larimichthys crocea (large yellow croaker), 2385 nucleotides. Its product is annotated as cell wall protein RBR3-like. The record is from RefSeq and is a predicted model, not a curated record. The coding region runs from base 1215 to 1904 and encodes 229 amino acids. Lineage: Eukaryota; Metazoa; Chordata; Actinopteri; Sciaenidae. The transcript is spliced from 7 exons.